UGUGCGAGAGGGGCCGCGCCCGACGCCGCCGCCCCCCAUGACCCUGCGCUCCGCCGGGUCCUUGGAGAGCGCGGAGGGCUCCGGGGAGCACUGGGGACAUCCCGGGGCGGCGGCCCCUGUUGCCGAGGAGUUCCGUGAGGCGACGCAGCUAGCCACGGCUAUGGAGGAGCUGCGGCGGGCAGGAUGGUACUGGGGCAACAUGACUGUUGCUGAAGCCAAAAAGAGAUUACAGGAUGCUCCCGAAGGGACCUUCUUGGUUAGGGAUAGUUCACAUUCAGAAUAUCUACUGACUAUUUCAGUAAAAACAUCAGCAGGACCGACCAAUCUACGUAUAGAGUAUCAAGAUGGCAAGUUUAGACUGGACUCUAUCACUUGUGUCAGAUCUAGACUUAAACAGUUCAACAGUGUCGUGCAUUUGAUUGAGUACUAUGUUCUUAUGUGCAAAGACAGAACUGAAACACCUUCAAAUGGAACAGUUCAUCUUUACUUGAACAAACCUCUCUAUACAUCCGCUCCAUCUCUGCAACACUACUGCAGAAUAACUAUAAACAAAUGUACAAAUCAGGUCUGGGAGCUGCCAUUACCAACAAGACUAAAAGAGUAUUUGAAAGAGUACCAAUACCAGGUAUAAAUAUAUUUCCUAAAUGCAUCUAAUGAAGACUAACUUUUAAACGCAAUUCUUAAAAUCAGCCAAAGAACUGAGUAACCAGUUGUACAGCUCAGCAUGGAAUUCACUAUCAAAACAGUGGCAGUUCUGGGGGAAAGGGUUUUAUUUCAGAUGUCACAAAGAGAGACUUUAUGUAGAGUAAUCCCAGCUUGUAUCCUUGGGGUUUCAACAAGGUGGCAUGCUAUUAUUGCAAGGAGAAAGAAGCCAGGAUUCUGUCCAGAUUGUGUUGCUUUGUCAAUGACAUAAAAUACUGCACUAAUUAUCAAAUGCUAACUGAAGCUGUGGGACCGGGAGAGAUUGCAGAAUUGGUCAGAGACAUAUGAGAGUGCAUAAGUAUCUCAGUUGUCUUACUCCAAGAUUAAUUUGGUGCUGGUGUUCGUAUAAUCCUGAAAGCUUAACUGGAUCACACUGUGAUAAUCUUGCCAAAGUUAUGCAACUAAUCAAAUCUAGUCAGAAAAAGUGAUCAUGUAUUCAUUUUUAUUGAAAUAUAGUUCUUAUGCUUUUCUGCAAAGGAAUACUGUAAUUAAACAAUUUAAAACAUGUUUUUUCAGAGUUCUCUAAAAGCUGACCUUAAUGAAAAAUGCCACAUCUUUUAUAGGAACCCAGUAUGUUGCUAAUUAUACCAGAUUGGUAUCCCAGAAUCUUUGUUAACAUGUUAACAUCUUCCCAGUGGUGAUAUAUCCAUGUUAUUACUAUUAAGCCUCUUUUGGUUGAGGCUUUAGGACUGUAUGCUGCAGACUUGCAGUUGCUGAGUUCCAAUGUCAAAACAUGGAUAUCAGCAGUUACAGCUGUCUUCUACAGUGUAGAAUGUUUUAUUCAGCUUGUCUCCCAAAAUGUGGGGAAAUACAGAUUCGGGGGGUUUUGGAGGGUGUUGUUUGAGUUUGGUUUGUUUGUUUGUUUGUUUGUUUGUUUUCCCUAUUCUAAUUCAUCAUUGUAGCUAUCAGACUAUUACUCAAUAAAGUAAAUCAA
This is a messenger RNA of Calypte anna (Anna's hummingbird), 1636 nucleotides long. RefSeq names its product suppressor of cytokine signaling 2 (gene SOCS2). The coding region runs from base 38 to 631 and encodes 197 amino acids. Lineage: Eukaryota; Metazoa; Chordata; Aves; Apodiformes; Trochilidae. The record is from RefSeq and is a predicted model, not a curated record. Gene Ontology annotation, biological process: phosphatidylinositol phosphate biosynthetic process; intracellular signal transduction. Gene Ontology annotation, cellular component: phosphatidylinositol 3-kinase complex. Gene Ontology annotation, molecular function: 1-phosphatidylinositol-3-kinase regulator activity. The transcript has 2 exons.